AUGGUGUCGGAGGCGCGCGGUGACGGGACGGGUGGGACGCCGUUCGACGACGCGAGUGGUGAUGAUGCGGACGACGGGGUGCGAGAGGCGCUGCGCGCGGUGGAUGACGCGUUGAAAUUUGCGAGUGCGGCGUGGUGUGACGUGGAGAGCGUGCGGGUGUUGGUACGUGAGGUGGCGGCGUUGCGCCGGAUGGCGGGCGUCGAGGACGUUCGAUUCGUGGACGAAGAUGGAGACGAGGUGGAUCGGGAACUUCGUCUGGAAACUGCGUGGGCGAGAUGUCGCGUACGCGUUGCCGAGGCGGAGGCACUCGCGCUUCGUCGUGAGGCGGAGGGAGCGAAGGAGAAAUUUCGCGAGACAUUCGGCGACGACGCCUCCGAGUGGUUGCAAGCGCUUCGCGUCAAAGUCGACGUCUGGGAGGACGAAAUGACUUCGCGAAUGCGUGGUCUGUCGACAAUUUAA
Ostreococcus tauri is the source of this 459-nucleotide messenger RNA. RefSeq names its product unnamed product. The coding region runs from base 1 to 459 and encodes 152 amino acids. Lineage: Eukaryota; Viridiplantae; Chlorophyta; Mamiellophyceae; Mamiellales; Bathycoccaceae. The transcript has a single exon. The record is from RefSeq and is a predicted model, not a curated record.